This is a messenger RNA of Caenorhabditis briggsae, 768 nucleotides long. Bases 1 to 768 code for a protein of 255 amino acids. The transcript is spliced from 4 exons. NCBI's taxonomy places the organism in Eukaryota, Metazoa, Nematoda, Chromadorea, Rhabditida, Rhabditidae. Gene Ontology annotation, molecular function: protein binding. Gene Ontology annotation, biological process: innate immune response. The record is from RefSeq and is a predicted model, not a curated record.
AUGCCAAAAAAGCAGCGAUAUUCUUUGGCUGAUAUGCCGGAAAAGGUGAUUAUGCUGAUUUUGGAAAACUCCGAUUUUCGAUCUAUCCUGAACCUCCGGAAAGUUUCUUACGACCUGAGGAAUUUCAUAGACGAGAAAAAACCGGAUUUGCAACUGGAAAUCAUUCAAAUUCAUAUCGACAGUUCUCGAGUCAAAAUUUUGACUGCCUCUGAAAUCCCAGAAGAAUUCAAGAAAGUUUUGAAAGCCAAUCCUCUGAAAACUGAAUGUUUUGCAAUUACCACAAGCGGCCCAAAUGAAAUCCUGGACGUUAUCUCUUCUAUCGAUUCUGGGAAUUUGAAAGAAAUUUGUUUCUAUAACAUUGACGAGUUGCCCGAAGAAGUUUGGGAUUUUGAAGAAAUCGUGAAGCUCGAGCAAUGGAAGAAUUCAGCAAUUCUAGAGAUGGUUCAAUUUUAUGUGCAUUUGGAAAUUUGGAAUUUCUUGCAUUUUUCUCAAGCUCAUUUUCGAAUUUUGGAAAUUACUGUAGAUGAUAUUUUCGAAUUGAAAAAGAAUUAUCUCCUGAUGCCAUCUUUCAAAUUUGUUCACGUGGAGUACAAAAACCUGAUUGGCGAAAUUUAUGAAAUGGGUGCUACAGAGCUUGGAAACCACCAAAAAUGGUUGUUCAAGUUUCCAGAAAAUUCUGAAUUUGUUCUUGAAGUUUCGUUGUCUCCUAAGAAUCUAUAUUUUCGAAAAAUUCCAGUUUCCCAUGUUCCAGAUAGUGCUCUGAUUUGA